Molecule: messenger RNA, 1659 nt
Organism: Haliotis rufescens (red abalone)
Lineage: Eukaryota; Metazoa; Mollusca; Gastropoda; Lepetellida; Haliotidae
Product: acidic mammalian chitinase-like
Exons: 9
Coding region: 128-1273 (381 amino acids)
Biological process (GO): chitin catabolic process; carbohydrate metabolic process
Cellular component (GO): extracellular region
Molecular function (GO): chitinase activity; chitin binding
Source: RefSeq, a predicted model, not a curated record
AAAAAUCACGUGACAGGGAAUUCCCCCGUUCAACGCGGAAGUGUUUCCCUAAGAUUCGGAGAUCAUCCAACAAUUUACCCAGCUGCAUUCAGGAAAUUACGCUUACAACGCCACUCGAGGAGCCGACAUGUUGAAAAUACGUAACCAUGGUGAUCGGAACUGGAGCGGUGUAUGGUUAUCAGCAUUUCUCGUAGCAUGCUCCAUUGCUACCGCUACGAGCGGCAAGACGUUUGUCUGCUACUACCAGCCGAGUGCACGUGUACCGAUCUCCAAGAUUCCCGCAAACCUCUGCACGCAUGUUGUGUACGCAUUCGCUGAAGCCUCGAAGAAUGGCAUUACUCCAGCACGCAGUUCCGACCUCGCAAGGUACGCCGAGAUGGUUGCUCUGAAGCGUCUCAACCCAAGCCUGAAGGUGCUUGUAUCUCUCCAAAAUGGAUUCCCUGCCAUAGUGGACGGAGGAGUCACUGCCAUGCAAACAUUCGCAAAAGGAGCCGUCUCAUUUCUACGGAAAUUGCAACUUGACGGCGUUGAUUUUGACUGGGAAUUCCCGAGCAGAACACAAAAGGAUGGCUAUAUGAAACUUAUAUCGAUCUUCAGAAAGACUGCCAAUGUUGAGACGGCACUGAACGGGACAUCACCAUUGCUGUUAACCAUGGCCCUGACAAACAAUAACUACAUUGCCGGUUGGGCUUACGAUAUGUCCGUCCUCACUCAAAAUAUCGACUUCGCUACUGUGAUGACGUAUGACUUCCACGUCUACAACGCCAAGAGAGACAACGUCACCGGUUACAACAGUCCGCUUGUGGCCCCCAAGGGAGAGAGCACCUACCUGUCGACUACCGGCAUGCUGAACUUCUAUUUGAAGGCAGGUCUGCAAAGGUCCAAGAUCUUGAUGGGUGUGCCGACAUAUGGGCGAUCCUACACCCUGGCCGACGCUUCCAAGCACGGACUGCACGCACCUGCUUCCGCACGGGGUGCCCCCGGACCAGCAAUACACGUGCACGGUGUCUACAUAUAUCAGGGCAUCUGCAUGGCGCUGAAAUCUGGGGCUACCAGGAUUUGGGAUGCUGCCUCCGGUGUUCCAUACUUGUACCACAACACGGCAUGGGUGUCAUACGACGACGAGCAGAGCAUUAUGGGAAAGUGCAAAUGGGCUGUGUCGUCGAACCUGGGUGGUGUCGGGGUGUGGUCCCUCACCCUAGACGACAUCUCGGGCACCUGUCCUGGGGGUCCCUUCCCGCUCCUGCGCACCAUCAAAUCCUGCCUGGGUUAACUCUUCCAGAACAUAUCGGUUCUGUGGUGUUCAAGAGUAAUUAACCGAAAAACACUUAUAAUACACACUAUAAUAUAUAAUAUAAAUAUUUAAACAUUCCAACAUGUUGUACUGAAAUUCAGCCUGUUUAUACUCGUGUUCAGGGUUACCGUAGCAUUUGUUUAGUGAAUGUUGGUUUUCACCGGAUUCUUCAAGGUUGGAAAAGCAAAGAAAAAACACAAUACUCUUGCAUAGGUUCCUUUUAAAAUGUUUGUACUAUUCUUGUGGCUUAUUGUCAUUUCCUAUCACCAAAGAUCUGAUGCAUUAUAUUUUUACACACCCUAGCAUUUUACUUAUUUGUUCUACGUUUGUUUGGCGCUCUAUGAAUUAAAUGUCAUCCUGAAUAA